Molecule: messenger RNA, 3631 nt
Organism: Trichechus manatus latirostris (Florida manatee)
Lineage: Eukaryota; Metazoa; Chordata; Mammalia; Sirenia; Trichechidae
Gene: ANKRD61
Product: ankyrin repeat domain 61
Exons: 3
Coding region: 1585-2844 (419 amino acids)
Molecular function (GO): protein binding
Source: RefSeq, a predicted model, not a curated record
AGAACAAGUCAAUUCCUUGGUUUUCUUAAAUAAUUAAAACUUGUGAAUAUUAAAGAGUUUUCAAUUAAGGAACAAGUAGCCCUGACAAAACUUAAAAAUUCAAGCAGUAGUUCUCAAGCUUGGCAUACAUUAGAAUCACCAGGGGAGCUUUAAAAAAGUCUGUAUGUCCCAGACCAAUUAAAUCAUAAUUUCUGGGGGUGGACCCAGGCAUCAGUAUUAUUUAAAAGUCCCCAGGCUAUUCCAAGUUUGAGAACCACUAAUUUAGAGCAUGCUUUACACACAAAUGUUUCUCACCCCUGACUGUGCAUCAGAAUCACCCGAGAAGCUUUAAAAACAAUGACCGUCCUCUCCAACAAGUCAAAGAUAUUGGGGGGAAAAAAGUGAAGAGAGAGGCCCACUAGAUUAUCUAGAAUAGAAGCAGUUUAAGAGAGAGAAUAAAUUGGGGCUUGUUUGAAUCCUGAUUUGCACAAACUAGCAAAAAGACUGAGGACUUGGUGGAAAUCUAAAUACGGACUUGCUAUUAGAUGAUAUUAAGGAAAUAUUGCUAAUUUUGUUAGAUGUGAAAAUGGUUAUAUAAGAAAACGACCGAACCGUUGCCGUUGAGUCGAUUCCGAUUCAUAGUGACCCUAUAGGACAGAGUAGAACUGCCCCAUAGGGUUUCCAAGGAACCACUGCACCACCAAGGCUCUGGUUAUGUAAGAAAUGCCUUUAUUUUGAGAGAUGUCCAUUGAAGUUUUUAGGGGUGAAAUGACAUGACAUCUGGCAUUUCCUCUGACAUUUAAAAAGAUGAAGCAAAUAUGGCAAAAUGUUAAUAAGUGUUAAAUUUAGAUCAUGGAAAUAUAAGGGUUCAAUAUUUUUGCUUUUACUCAUUUGGAAAUUUUUAUAAUAAAAUGUUUUUAAACCUCCUGAUGCAAGGGCCCCUCAGACCCAGGCUCUGAUAGUUUUUAAUAACUCCCAUAUAAUUCUUAUAUAUUAGCCAGAGUUGGGAACAAUGAGGUUACACUAUGAAGGUACACAUUUGGCUCUAAUUAAGCAAGCACUGCAGACACAAAUCAUCUCUCAACCGAACUAGUCCAAUACCAGUGAAAAGCUACACCUAUAUUUUGGAGGUGAGGGGUGGGGGAAGGAGAGAUUCCAGUAAAAACUAAAAAAGACUUAGGUUAAAAGUAUGUUUUCUUUAAAUGUAAUAAUUAUAAUUUUUUACUUUAAUAUAUAAAUUCUCCCAUUUAGCUUUGUUAGUUGUUUGAACUACAGUUGGAGGAGAAAAUGGAAAUAAUCUUAUGUGUAAGAUGAUAGUUUAGAUACAUUUUUGUGACUGAGUAGAAAGGCCUAAAAAGUAUGCUCAAAUCUGGCACUAUGUGAUCAGGGAACAAUUAAAGAAUAACUCAAAAUACACAAGUUUGAAAAAGUUUGGCUCUACCAUGAAAAUGAAUUGUAUUCAUGAAUAGGUCUUUGAAGCAACAAUCCUGAAACAGUUCUAGAACUGAAUGGAAGGAAUCAUUAAUCACAAAGAGUCUGAAACUGGCCAGUUCCAUUUUGGCAGUAUCCGCUGACUCUUUAAGUCCUCACUGUUAAGUUUUUCUCAUGGGAAACAUAACCAGGAAAGGAGCCAGAGGUCUGGUAGCUGACAGAGCCGACUCGGCGGAAGAAGUCCCAGCCGCAGCACUUCACAUGAAACUCUAUGAAGCCAUCUUGAGAGAAGACUGCACUACGAUUGAGAUGCUCCUAAGAAAUCACCCCGUCAACCAGCCCAUAACCAUUCUGGCCAACUCUACCAGCUACACACUACUUCUGAACCAGCAGACACAGUCUAUCAUCCCCAUUCAUCUGGCAGCUGAGUACCGCAAAGCCCAAAGUUUGCUCUGUUUGUUACAGCACGGUGCUGACCCAGAACUAAGGGAUACAAGAGGACUCACCACCCUUCACCUGAUGCUGCUGCACUGGCCAAUCAUGUCUACCACAUGGACAAAGCCGGGUAACAAAAUCCAGAGAAUCCUGACCGACAUUCAGAACGAUGCUGUCGUGUGUCUCCGCAUCUUGUGUGAACAUGGCGCACAAGUGAAUGCUCGAGUAGAUAACAGCAACAGACACUCACCCCUGCACCUGGCCAUAACAUACGGGACGUACCCAGUUCUCUCCAUUUUGGCCCAAAACGGUGCCCAUGUUAAUGCUAUUAAUGAAUCCAGCAUGACCCCCCUUCACAUGGCUGCAGACAUCCUGAACAAGGAGAUGAUGGAAACGCUCAUGGCCUGUGGUGCGAACGUGAACUGUGUAGUCUCAUCUACGGGAAACACUGCCCUCAAGCUGGCGGUGUGCACUGCAUCCAGCAAGGCAGGCCGACUGCUGGCGGCAGGCGUCAGCUGCAUCCGUUUGCUCUUAAUUCAUGGAGCCAAAGUCAAUGCCCAGGACCAUGAAGGUCAGACAGCUAUGCAUGAGGCGUGUUUUGGAGGCAGAGAGGCAAUAAUCAAUCUCUUGCUUGAAUUUGAAGCAAAUGUUAACAUUUUAACGAGAAACGGGGAAUCUCCGAUUUACAUGUACCUUCAGCGCAGCUCUAAUAUCAGAGACACAGCCCUUCUCACCAGGCUACUUUAUCGCUCCUAUCCUUUGAGACUGACCAACAACCAUGGAAUUCUACCUGCAGGACUCAUGCUACCAGAAUUCCAGCUCUUAAGGGAGACCUUAAUAAAGUUAUCUCAAAAACCCUUAUCCCUACAGGACAUCUGUAAAAGAAACAUCAGGAAUAUUUACGGCGAGAAAUACAAACAAAACUUGAAACAACUUCUCCCAGUAAAGAUAUGGAACUCUGUAUACGGUUACUAUGACUUAGCUUACCUCUUGAAAUAAGACUUCAAAGUUUCACGGUGCCAUAGAAUUUGAGUCAGUCACAUUCUCUAGGCUCUAGGCUACACAUGUACUCAGAAAAUACUUAGCCCAUCACCUUGUGUACCCCAAAUGUACAAACUAAUGAUUCUUAAACCUUGCAAAAAAUAAAGUGAUUUGAAUACUGACUUUUUGUUCCUAAAUUUUCUGUUAAAUGCAUUUUCUAUGAUUUAAUUUUUGCCUGGAAAGAAAUAAGCAAAUUAAUUUAAAACUCUGCCACCAAAGAAGUAAAUAUACUCCCUCUCUUCCUUGACAGUCUUUUGUGGAUAAAAAUUGGAAUCGUCGUUAUAAAUGUUAAAAAAAAAACAUGGCAAAAAAUACAAUAGUGACUUUUAAAAGAUUUUAACAAGCCUAUUUCUGUUUUGGUUUUUAACUCCCCAUGCUGAAUUUCCUUAACGAUGGAUAAUUACAGAAACAUUUUAUUUGUAAGGCUGCAAUAACAUGUGAGCCUCCAAAGCAUUUUUGUUAGCAUUAAGUACACUUAGCAUCAUCAAUUAUUACCCAGAGUACUCUUACUACCCGAAAAACAGUAUAAUAUUCCAUAGAGAAUUUUCAAAUACCCAAAGAUCACUGCUUUUAAGUUUAAGGUUUUCAUGUUUUGAACCGUUGGGACAGUGACGAUUUCUAUAAAAGGAACGACAGCCUCCUAAGUAAAUGAACUAGGAGGUGGAGUCUCCUUUAAUUCAAUGAACCAACAUCAUGUCAUCCCUGAGAAGAAGCUACCAUUACCUUCAAUGAUUUAUCUCCCCCA